Molecule: messenger RNA, 5437 nt
Organism: Archocentrus centrarchus (flier cichlid)
Lineage: Eukaryota; Metazoa; Chordata; Actinopteri; Cichliformes; Cichlidae
Gene: elmod1
Product: ELMO/CED-12 domain containing 1
Exons: 12
Coding region: 160-1164 (334 amino acids)
Molecular function (GO): GTPase activator activity
Source: RefSeq, a predicted model, not a curated record
CCUCAUUCAGUGACUGUCAUCAUGGAGGAAAGCGGGCGACUGUGAAGAGGAAAAAACGCUGCACUCCCGCCGCCUCCGUUUAGCCUUCUUAUUGUUCCCAAUCGGUAAUCGCUCAACUGAAGCAGCACCGGAGACACCUGAGGGGUGACAGCGGCCGAGAUGAAGCAUUUCCUGAGAGUCGUGACCCAGUUCUUUGUGUUCCUCUACUGUAAGUGUCUUUGGCGGAGCCUGAAGUUUGUUGUCAGGAAGUUCACAGGACGCUGCGAGCUUCAGCGAAUCUGCUACAACAACAAGCAUGGAGCCCGCAGGACCCUCAAGAUAGAGUCGUCUCUGAGGUACUCCAAGAAUGAGCUGCUGCAGUCUGCCCUCAGCGUCCAUCCUGACAAAGUAGAGAAAACCAUUGACGACAUCAUGGCCUUGAAGAAAAUUAACCCUGACACCAACCCACAGCUUGGCAUCUCUCUGCAGGCCAGCCUGCUUCAGAUUGUGGGCUACAGGAGCCUGGUGGCGGAGGUGGAGAAGCUUCGCAGGGAGCCUUAUGACUGCGAAAAUCCUGAGCAUGAGGAAAUGCUGAUGAAGCUAUGGAAGGAGCUGCGUCCUGACACACCUCUCACGGGCCGCAUUUCCAAACAGUGGUGUGAGAUUGGUUUCCAGGGCAGCGAUCCAAAGACUGAUUUCAGGGGCAUGGGACUGCUGGGCCUGCACAACCUGCUGUAUUUUGCAGAACAUGACAAGGCCACCGCUCUGCAGAUGCUCCACGACUCCCUGCAACCAAAGCACAAGAGCACACACAGAAAGCCAAGUGAGGUAAACAAGCCUGAAUGGGAACAGAAGAACCUUGACAAAGCAAUUGGGUAUUCUUUUGCCAUUGUGGGCAUUAACAUCACAGACCUGGCCUACUCCCUGUUGGUCAGUGGCGCUCUGAAGACCCAUCUGUACAACGUGGCUCCAGAGAUGCCAAGCCUGCUGCACUUCCAGCAGACCUUCUGUUAUCUAAUGCAGGAAUUCCACCGCUUCUGGAUUGAGGAGGAUCCCAGCGACAUCAUGGAGUUCAACCGAAUCCGCUCCAAGUUCCAUCGGAGGAUCCUGCGACAGCUGAAGAACCCAGACAUGGCUCUAUGCCCCCACUUCUCCGCCUCCGACCUCCACCUCGUCAACCUCUAAACACCCGUUGGUCCUGUGUCUUCCCCACCAUCACCCUCACUGAGCCCUUCAUAUCCCCACAGAGGUCUCCCUUGGAUGUCCGGUAGGCCAUCGAAAAAUCAGAAGCCUCACACUCACAGAGAUGGCUCCUCAAACUGCUGGACGCAUCUGGGGAGGUUCUGUUCCAUGUCUGCUCCGCCCAACAUGUCCCAGCUAACAUCAUGUCGCAUCACUGCCAACAGCUCACUCUCAGCCCCCCCAUACACACACACACACACACACACACACACACACACACACACACACACACACACACACACAUACACACACACACACACACACACACACACACACACACACACACACACUUUUGCCCACACAGUGUAAACAGAUUUUUGACCCCAAAACAUAAGUAAAGGAAAUGCACACACAGACACACUGCCUAUCUGCCCUCACUGCAGCGUUAUACCACCAGCAUCAGAGAUGACCAUAGCGAUUGUAGCUGUGCAUGAGGAGGCUGGCAUCACACCAUCACUACACUCAUUGUUGUUGCUUUAAUGACUCAUAACGAUUGUAUUACAGCCGUUACACCUCAGUUAUGAACCCUCUUUGCUUACUUUAAUAGCAAACCAAAUUUACUUAGAUAAAAAUAGCCUUUAGUUUGUGAUGUAUUGAUCACUAGUUUGGAAUAUUUUGGCAGUUAGCUCACUGACUAUCAGACAUGAAGACAUAAAAGGUGCGAUUUGUGGGGCAGGGAGUGUUCUUGGUCUUUUCUUUUUUUUUUUAGGUGUGUGUGAGAAAAUAAUUAAGGAACCACAGUGGGAAUGAAUUUCAACUAAACAAGUCUGGGAGCUGCUGAAUUUGCAAAAAGCAUUUUAAUCUCUUUUUAAAUUAAAUUUGCACAAUAUAUUUUCAGUGUCAUGUUUUCCUCUUGUGGGCACAGAGGAUGCAAUCAAACAUAAUACAAAAGUUUACUGCAGCUUUAUAUGUCAGAAUUGAACCUGCCUUUUGGACGUAUCACAUAUUUUAUAUCAAGUUAAUUCGGAGCGAGACUCCCACAAGGUAUCUUCUGUUGCAGGAGUGCUGACAGUCAAAGUCGAUUUCUGACUAUUUCAAGUUGUAUUCAUGAAAUGACUUUGCAGUGGAGAUAAAUUCUGCUUCAACUGGGGAUAAAAAUAAUUCAGCAGAAGCAAGAAUAUGUAGACCACAGGAGAAAAAUCCCCCUCAUCAAAUCGCACCCAGGAUAUACACACAUAUAUAAUCUAAGUUUAAGAAAAAUGUUGCCAGUGCUGAUUCAAUCAAACCAUAAAGGGCCACUUCACUUCUUAACUUUGUAUUAAGAACUGCCACAGAUUGUGAUGCACUUUUUGUGUCAAAGGGACAUCAACACCUGAGAUUUCUCCUUGCCAAUCUAUCGAAUGUGGAGAACUUCAACAAUUACAGCAGCAGUUUACUUAAAUUUCAGUUUUGCAAACCUGCUAAAUCAUGUUUAUAAAUAUGCUCAAAAACAUACUCGGAGUGUGGCAUUUGGCAGCACUGCUCGCAGUUUGGAGAGUAGAAAUCUAAAAACCCUCUUGCAGAGGAAAUGUAUGUUACAGGUUUGGAAAAAAGCUUUUUGCCUUUGAUUUGACAUCAUGCAGAGAUUCAGUUAUGAAUGUUUUUCACAUCCACGAUUGUUUGAUUCUUUUUGUAUUCACUGAAUGUGACGCUGUGUCCACUGUUGUAUCAGCCAAAGCAAUAAUUUUCACUCAUUUCACUGCACAUUUCUUUAAAAAUGUGUUUAUUUGCACCGCGCGUGCCUGAGUAUUGUUUAACUUUCUGACUCAGAGCUGGAAUGCUAAUCAAUUUAUAACAGCUGCAUGCAGAGCUGAAUGGAGGUGAAAUGUCACCACAUUAGUUUUGGGACAUUAGUAUAAUUAUGGUGAACAAAAGUUUCCUCAGCUAUGGCAGCAGUUGUGCUGCACUUAACAAUGCUGGACUUUGGCAGGACAUUUAAAUGUUGCUCCAUAGGGAGUUAAUUGACUGCUGCUAAAACAGAGGGCUGACAGUGAAAGUUUAAAAUGCUAAAAGAUGGAGGUGUUUGACCUGCCAGUCAAUGCACCACCUGCAGAGCUCUUACUGUCACACUGACCAAAUUUUUUUCUUUCCUUCCUGUCACCAUUAGCUUCUUACUGAGGGCAGCAGGCAGGUAUCUUAUUUAAUUUUUCUUAAGGAAAAAGUAUAUAAUAUUUUAAGUGUGUUUAAGAUUUUUUUCAAGAAUGACCUUACCAAGAAACAAUGAGAAAUACACUUACCGGACACAUCAUUAGGUAUACCCGUUCUACUCCUCGUUAAUGCAAAUAUCAUAUGGCAGCAGCUCAGUGUAUUUAGGCAUGUAGGCAUAGCCAAGACGACCUGCUGAAGUUCAAACCAAACAUCAGAAUGUGUCUACAGACGUAGUAUGGCUGUUGUUACCAGAUGAACUGGUCUGAGCUUUUCAGAAAUUGCUCAUCUACUGGGAUUUUCCCGCACAACCAUCCUUAGGGUUUAUGACUGCAGGAUAACGUGUUGCAGAGCUCAAAUGAUCUCAAACUGCAUUUCUGAACAUGACAGUGAGUCCAUUGUACUCAAAUGUCUUCCACAGUCACCAGAUCUCAAUCCAGUAUAUCAAGUUUGGGAUGGUUGGUGUAAAGUGGCUGGUGGGUGUACACAAAUUAGAAAUCAGCAGAAUUGCGGUUAAAUAUUUGGAUUACAUUUCUCUGUUUUAUUGCUGAUCCGUGAACAGAUGGCAACAUAACUUAGAAAGAAAACUUUCCUGCUCCUCACAGGUUGUGCUCUGAUUUCUGCGUAAAACGCUGAGACCGAUUUGUCCCGGAAAAGCCAAAGGAUGACCUUGAUGCUCGCUCCAGAGUGCCUUCCCUCACCACAUAUUGAUCUCUCUCAGUGACACAAACUAGCUAAGAAAUGGGGUCCAUUAAUCCCUAACAACAAUAAACGAUCCAUAUAAUCCUGGAACUUCCAGCACAGACUCACACACAAAGUACCAAAACCAAAAGCUGAUCCAGAUAGUACUUAGAUACAACUUUAGUGAUCAAGCAAGCAAAGGUUAGCCAGCUAGCAGCUACAUUAGGUGUAGCAGCCAUCUUGGCAACACUGGUUAUUAUGCUGUAAUUUUGAACAAAUAUUUAAAUAAACUUCACUUAAAUGUGCACUGGGACAUUCAAACUAUAUGUAUAGAAUCACCAGUCAAAUCUAACCCAAAUAAGGUUUUGACAGCUUACACUUCUACCACAGCUGCUGUUGCAGAACUUUACCAUAGAAUUCAAUUAAUUUUUCUUUAAGUUCUCUCAAUUAUAGUGUCUCAGACUUUAGUAGGGAAAUUAACAACCUCUGGCGAAUGUUCAGCACGGUGCUACGGCUGGUUGGUUUUGAACCUAUUUCAAUACACAGAAGCAAUUCUUCAUCACUAUUUGCUCUGAUUCAACUGUCCAUUAAUUCACAAAAACAGGAAAAAUAAACAACGGUCUAAACAAUAAAAACAUAACUUGGUACAGGAAAUGUUUUCUCUGAUUUCCUCUCUUGAUAAUUACCACGUGGACCCAGCAGAGCCACUGCAGCUGCCUUAUUUGUCACACAGAUGUUACCUGAGGUCCCUUUAUCGACACAGACUCGAGUAACAUCCAGCUCAUCGUCUCCGGAGCAGCAGUUUGAUUUUUAUCUCAGCUCUGAGUCACACUCUCAGUUUUCACCAAAUGCUUCGAGCCCACAUCGUUUCUGGAACAUGCGAACACUGUAUUUAACAUUCAUUCACAUCACAUGUGAUGCUUUGACAAAUGUUCUUAUCACAUAACUUUAACAAAUAUAACAUGAGCGUUAAAUUUACAGCCAUGCUUGCACUGUUGAUUGUGUUAAAUAGUGUUGAAUACCUUUGUUCCUUUUGAAGUGAAUGUCAAAAGCUUUUUGUCAGUAUUACGCAGCUGAUUUCUUUAUUGAAUGUCAGUGCUAAUUUCAUCUCCUGCUUGCAUUUGCUUUGCUUUACUGUGGUCGGCUUUGCACUAUAGUAAAAAUAGAAAUGCAGUUUUCUUUACGCUAAUAAAUCAAUAAUUUGUGGUGUAGAUGAAGUUAGAUACAAGCUGCUGUAUAUUCAGCUUUGAAACUGCCUAAGAGACCUCGAUCUGCAUGAUACUUUCACGGUCACUGCUUUGACACUGUGUAUUCUUCAGUAAAGUACUUCUGGAUAUUGUAACGUGCUUCAUUUGUCUGUGCUGUACUUUUUUGAGACCACAAUAAAAAUUAAAUGUCAGUUAAUGGUGCA